Molecule: messenger RNA, 1197 nt
Organism: Linnemannia hyalina
Lineage: Eukaryota; Fungi; Mortierellomycota; Mortierellomycetes; Mortierellales; Mortierellaceae
Source: the annotation of a GenBank genome assembly
AUGUCUAAUACAAACGACAAACCAACGGUAUUGAUCGUCGGAGCAGGACUGGGAGGCCUCAUGCUCGGCGCCCUCCUCGAAAAGCAAGGCAUCCCAUACACCAUCUUUGAGCGUGCCACCACCGUCAAACCUUUGGGCUCAGGAAUGGCUGUUGGUCCUACACUUCUUCCGGUCUUUCAACAACUGGGCAUCUAUGACGCCUUCAUCCCUCUUGGCAAACGAAUCGUCCUCACACCCUUUUACAAGGAGUCGUUGGAAUCCUAUAGGCCGACCGACCACAUCGCUAUCGAGGAGUUCACUGGUUACUCACAGUACCUCGUCGCACGUCCAGACCUCUACGACCUCAUCCUUAAGCAAGUGCCCGCGCACAAGAUCCAUUUCGGAAAGCGAGUCCUGAACAUCACUGAGGAGGAUAACAAGGUUACAGUCUACACCAACGAUAACGGCAUGCAUGUUGGAGAUAUCGUCGUCGGAGCUGAUGGUGCCUACAGCGCUGUUCGUCAGCGUAUGUAUGACCGUCUGAAGGCUAGGGGUGAGCUGCCCAAGGGUGAUCAGGAGGACUUGCCGUUCAGUUGUACUUGUCUUGUGGGUCAGACGAGGGCGCUGGAUCCUGUAAAGUAUCCGAUUAUUAAGGAGGAUACCUGUGUGUUCCCCACUGUCUUGGGUAAAGACAAGCCGUUCUCUUGGUCAAUCAUGUUAACGGCACAAGGAAGUUUUGCCUGGUGUGUCAUCCAUCAUCUGAACGAACAAACGAGCAAAGCAGCCAUGGAACAGCGAUUCAGGAACAACGACAACGCAGAAUGGGGCGCUUACCCGGCCCAGGUUAUGUGUGAUGAGACCAGGAACUUUCCUAUCCCUCUUGGCGAAGGAUUGUCGACUCUGGGAGAUCUGUAUGACCUUGCUCAGAAGGAUCUGAUUUCUAAGGUUAUGUUGGAAGAAAAGGUGUUCCAGACGUGGUAUUCAGGGCGUGUUGUCCUAUUGGGCGAUGCUUGCCACAAGCUUCACCCAUCUGGAGGACAUGAGUACCAAACCGAGCGAUUACCCGCGGUCCAGGUGUCGUUCAAGAACAGUCAGCUUAUGAGCAAGUUCAUGGAGAAGAGUUUUAUUGGCGCCAUCAUCUUGUUUUUGAUCACUCAUAUGCCCAUGUGGCUCUGGAGACUUGCCAGGCACCGUUACCCCGAUCAUCUCACCAAGUGA